ACAAACAACUCGUUCACCGCGAUCUUUAUUCUCUGGUCGCGUUGCCCUGGAACUGACAUUGAAUAUUUAAAAGUUGUCAUUUUCCGUGUCAAUUCUAGGUACCAGCAGAGGUAAGAAUUGGUGAGGUGUGCGAGGGUGUGCUACAAACUUCUGCUACACAUUCACAAGUCACCAACCCAACCCACCCAAAUUUAACCCACGCGUUUUCACUUGCUCUCACCAAAUCUCAAUUUGGGAGUCAAAACAUAUAUUCCAAUGAUGGAGGGUUCUAGUGGCCAAAAGAGGAAGUCCUCGGACAAUGAAAGAACGGACGAGCGGAAGUCUAAGUAUCACAAGAAAAAUGUAAGUUUAAUCUUAAUACCUCUCAAUCAAUCUGACAAUUCUGUAGAGCGCGGCAUCCCCAGAGAAUAAGACUCACAAAACUGACCGUGAUGUUGGUGGUGAUCCUAGCUCAAUAUCUCAAGUUGAACCAGGACCUAGCAAGAUCAGCAAACUUUUAAAGGCUUUGGAUGAAGCCUUAGAAAGCAACGCAGUUGAUGGUAGUUUUAUGUCUGAGGCGAUCUCAAGGAAAUGCCGCGAGCUUCGAGCGUCUUUACAAGAUGAUUCGCCAAACGAUCAGAUACCCCCAGAUCCAUCCCAACCUGGUCUCAACAUCCCAAAAACAAUACCAGCUACACUUGUCACGGCAUGGAAAUCAUCGGAAAUACCAAAGGAUAUGCCUCCGCUUCCACCCAUCUUGAAUAAAACCCUCGAGACAGCAUGCUUCACCCAUACGAACGCAGGAGGCGGUAAAGUUACGGAUCUCAACUACGAAAGACUUGAAUGGGUGGGGGACACAUAUCUUGAACUUACAGCUACUCUACUUAUUGCUCAGACUUUCCCUGCGUUCAGUCCAGGGAAAUCAUCACAGCUCCGAGAACGGCUUGUUAGAAAUUCUCAACUGUCACAAUACGCCAGGUUUUAUGAAUUUGACAAACGGGCGAACCUUGGACCAAAUUUCGUGGCCAAGGCCGACGAUAUGAUGAAAAUAUCGGCAGAUAUAUUUGAAGCUUAUGUUGCGGCCGUUAUUCUUUCAGAUCCAGAAAAUGGCAUUUCGAUGGCUGUGGAAUGGUUGAAAGGAGUAUGGGGAAGGACUAUCUCGCAAGAGAUUGCAAAAGAAGAACGGAAAGACUUCCGCUACCGCAACCCCAUGUGGCACCUCCCAGGCGAUGUCAAGGAGGCGGUUGAGACUACGCAAGAACAGGCUGCUCCAAUGGCACUUAAGGACCAAUUACAAAAAGCAUUGGGAGCCAAAGGAAUCAAAAUUUAUUACGAAGACAUUGGCCAGGCAUACAGGGACCGGAAAACUAAAUUACCAGUCUUUACAGUGGGAGUUUUUCUCGAUGGAUGGGGAGAGAAAGGCAAGCAGCUUGGUUAUGGAUCAGCUGGAGGAAAGAAAGAAGCAGGGGCGAAAGCAGCUCAGAUGGUAUUGAAGAACAAAAAAUUGAUGGCUGUGUAUUUGGAGAAGAAGAGGUUAUUUCAUGAGCAGAUGGAAUUGGAGAGAGAAGCUUUAGAGGCUGCAGGGGAAGCAUGAUUCAAGUCCUUGUCACAAAAGGAAGGUUGAGACUCGUCUACACAGCGGUGAAGGAUCUGAAGAUGGAGCUUCAUGUAAAGUAUUGUCCAGCGCAGAGUGCAAACAAUGAUACCCACCCACAACCAUG
Molecule: messenger RNA, 1700 nt
Organism: Hymenoscyphus albidus
Lineage: Eukaryota; Fungi; Ascomycota; Leotiomycetes; Helotiales; Helotiaceae
Source: the annotation of a GenBank genome assembly